AUACGUAUAAGUUAUCAAUAAUCGAAUACCCGGAAGUAAAAUAAAAUUUGUAAAUAAAGUCAGCGGGAAAUUGGAAUGAGAAAAGGAAAUAAACUAGAGAUGGAGAAGGAUACCCCAAGGACACUAAUACAAGGACUGAUUAAUGCUUCGCAGACUAAUGAGACAAAACGUCCAGUCAGAAAACGGCAGGUCUCAAAAACGCCUGAAGUAGACAACAGACUUAGUCGUUCACUUCCAUCUGCAGAAAUAGGUCUGGGCAAGCGAGAGGAGGACAUUCCCAGAACCAACAAUAGAAAGUAUCACUUCAAUGAGAUGGAGAAGGAUUUAGAUACCCCACGGACACUUAUACAGGGACUGAUUAAUGCUGCGCAGACCAAUGAAACGGAACGUCCAGUCAGAAAACGGCGCAUCUCUAGAACACCAGAAGUGGAUACCAGACUUAGUCGAUCACUUCCACCAGCAGAUAUAAGUCUAGGCCAGGGAAGUGAAGACAUCCCAAUCAAUGUCACAGACGAUAGCACUCCUAAGAAAAGGAAAUUUGCCGGAAGGAGACGAGAGUCAUUGGUUGAUUCUGUGCGUCGGAAAAGAUUUCAUUUUCAGAACUCAGAACCAUCAAUGACGCUGCCAAACAGUCCAAAUAAAAUUGCGAUGGAUAACAGUUCAGGAGAGCCUAGGAGAAAAUCCCCAAGAUUAGCCAGUCAAAUGGAGAUUCAGUCCUCAACUACAGAGUUAUCUUCAUUCACCUCUAAUGCUUCACAGCCAAGAAAUCUUAAGAGAAAAAGAGAAAAACCAAAGUUCAUUUUUUCAGUGGAGAAGGAUUCAUCAAAAACUUCCCAACAGGGAGAAGAGGCUUACAGCCUUAGGUCAUCUCCAGUGAAACAGACACCUAAAAGGACUUCACCACGAAAACAGUCUAACUCACUUCACCGCCUUAUAUCAUCACAAGUGGAACAAACAGCACCAAGAACUCCACCUCAAAAACAGCCAAAAUCAACUAGUGACAUUAUGCCAUCUCCAGUGAAACAGAUAACUCCAAAGACUUCCCCCAGAAAACAGCUGAAAUCAGUUGAUAGUCCUAGGUCAUUCCCAGUGAAACCAACAACACCAAGGUCUUCACCAAGGACACAACCAAAAUCAGUCCAAAAGCAGCAACACUUUUCUUUUACUAAAUCUGCUUCUGUGCUUUCUACACCCCAAAGGACCACACCUGUGAGCUCCAAUGUAACAACUCCUUCAAGGAUUCUGACAAGUACACCUCGAAGGGUCCAGCCAAUUGCUUUCAAUGAUGAAAAUUUUAGUAUAGCUAUGGAAAACAUCUCUCCAAAAAGAAAGAGUCUUAGACCUGACAACGAUGAAAUUGCAUCAUUUUCCAAUAGGUCAUCUUUAUCAAUCCUAAGAAGUAGUGCAAGAAUGUCUGAUAAUGAUAAUGAUGAAAACUUGAUAAAUUCACCACGGAAAAACAACACAAGUUUUAGUAGGAAAACACCAGAGGAAACUACUGAAUCCCUGUCAAGAAGAAUAUUGAAUGAAGACCCAGAAGAAAGCUUCAUUGGAACUCCUAACACACAUGUUAAUCAAGACGAGACUCCAAGAACUCCAAACAGACACUUGAGGUCAGUUGAUUUUAACAGGGUCAAACAAUCUACACAGAAGACUCCAACACAAACGGAAAUGAAAAGUCCAUCUAGGAUAAAUGUGACACCAAUAUCACAAAGAAAUGCAAGAAGAUUAGCAGCUUCUCAAACACAAAAUAUUGUGGAUCGAACAAUGCCAAGUGGGAGCAAGACAGGAGACAAUGAAGGUCCCAUGCAUGGGAUGCCUGGAAGGGAUACAGUCAUGACCCCUGCAUUUGAGCGAACAGCCCUGGGGCCAAGGCAUUCCAGCCCUGUAUCUAGAACUCAGCACAUCACACUGACUGGUGAUGAAAAUUUGCCAGAUGUGUCCAUGAUUGAAAGACAAGAAAAAACUUUUUAUCAAGAUGAUUUGGACAGAACUGAACAGUACAGACUGAAAACACCCCAUCUAGGGCCACCAAGACUCCACGUCCCCACCCCCUCAGAUACACCUGUCCCUCAGCCCCUGGUCACUCAGCCGGUGAAAGACAAACAAACAAACAGAUCAAAAGCCACAAAGAAACCAAGAGUAAAAGUACAGUCUCUUACUUUACCUGCGGUGACCAUCAGACAGACAUUCAAUCAUUUCUGCAAGAUGAGAGUGGAUAAGGACACUUUACCUGAACUUGUUAAAAUAACUGAUGAAUAUUUUGAUCGAGUUGCCCAGGAUUUGGAGGCCUUUGCCCACCAUGCCGGAAGGAAGACUAUUGAUGAGAGAGAUGCUGAACUACUCCUUAAGAGGCAAAAAAUCAUAACUAACACAACGUCACUAACACACCUAGUUGAGAAGCACCUUCCUAUGGAACUCCGACAGGAAAUCAUACCCAUGGCAAGAUCCGGGAACAAGAUAUUCCCCGGGAAUUGAUUAUUGAUGAACUGUACCUGAUCACAUUAUACACUUGAUAUCUACUUGUAAUUUUUUAUUCCAUAAAAUCAAUAAUGUUUUACUUGAAACAUACAAGUCAUUCUUUUUGUUAAAGAAUGAGAUCAGAAGGCCUUUAAACACAUGUACAUGUAGUUUGUUACUCACCUAUUAUUUUUUUAAAGGAUCUUUGACAAAUUAUUUAAAGAGGCAUUAAACUUUACUUGGAAUAUGGUCUGU
This is a messenger RNA of Magallana angulata, 2715 nucleotides long. Its product is annotated as centromere protein T-like. Gene Ontology annotation, biological process: mitotic cell cycle; chromosome segregation; kinetochore assembly. The transcript has 12 exons. Gene Ontology annotation, cellular component: kinetochore. Gene Ontology annotation, molecular function: protein heterodimerization activity; DNA binding. The coding region runs from base 76 to 2478 and encodes 800 amino acids. The record is from RefSeq and is a predicted model, not a curated record. NCBI's taxonomy places the organism in Eukaryota, Metazoa, Mollusca, Bivalvia, Ostreida, Ostreidae.